AUGUCGCAUCGCCUGCUUUAUCGCGGUGCUCUCACUUUGCCCGAUUCACAUUUACUGCUCGAUGGCGUCAGCUUCACGGCGGCGCUUUCUACGGGGGAAGACGAGAUAGGGAAAGAUUCCAGCAGGAACUUGGGAUUAGACCUGCUCAACCACCCGCUUGCACUAGCUUUGGAGAGUAUGCGUGGUCGACCGAGCCUGCACUUUCUUGGCGCAAUCAAACUUUCGGAGGUCUGGAUCGACGAGAAGAGUACAGGUGUCGUCAGCAUGGACGUCCAUCCACAAGCAAGCCUUACCAGAAUGUACUUCGAGACGUUGUUCUGCCUGGACGGAGGCAUCACUCCAUUCGGCAGGAGUGAGUACGGCUUCCGUAUAAGCCUCAGCGAUAAUGAUGAUCCAAGUGCGAGCGACAUCCUCGUAUACGCUCAGGUCUCGGCAAAUGACUGCGCUGCUAGCAUGAUAGACCAUCCAUCAACCUCAAAUGCACCGUCAGAGCCGAUACAAAUUGUCGCUGCUCGCCUCCUCCCUGGUCCACCUCCUGCACCCGUACCAGCUCGACCAAGACCCGACGACCCGACACCUCGCAUUCCGCCCUCUGCCCUUGCAUCGAAACGGAAGCGCGACAUAUCUCCCGCAGGACAAGAUAAACGAAGCAGAACCACAACGGAUAGGGGCAAGGAGAAAGCCACCGCUAACGACAUUGACGCGGAGGCGUUGCGCAAAGCGCGUGAAACGAUGAAGCGCAUGCCGAAGCCUUCGACGACUUCGACUGCAGCACCAGUAGCCGCAAGGGCAAAUGGCAAGGAGAGUAAGAGGGGGGAAUUCAAGGUUCCCAAAGUGCCACAAUGGACUGAAUCAGUACCAAGUCCUAUGGACGACGGGGAUAUGUUCGGGGCAGGCUACGCGGCGGGAACACCGGCCCAAUCUCCGGAAGAGCAGGAGAAAACGAAUAAAACGGCAAGUCAUUCUCCGUUUGUCGUCGUCAAGCAGGCUACCGUACGCUGUCUGGCGGAUCAUGCGAUCAACAAACAGCAUCCAGAGUUCAACGACCUAUACCAGACCAUCUAUCGUGGAGCAUCCUUUGCCCUGUUGUACAUUACAUCACAUCAACACAUAUAG
This is a messenger RNA of Postia placenta MAD-698-R-SB12, 1116 nucleotides long. RefSeq lists its product as hypothetical. The transcript has 5 exons. Bases 1 to 1116 code for a protein of 371 amino acids. Lineage: Eukaryota; Fungi; Basidiomycota; Agaricomycetes; Polyporales; Adustoporiaceae. The record is from RefSeq and is a predicted model, not a curated record.